Micropterus salmoides (largemouth bass) is the source of this 2499-nucleotide messenger RNA. Its product is annotated as nuclear receptor coactivator 7-like. The record is from RefSeq and is a predicted model, not a curated record. NCBI's taxonomy places the organism in Eukaryota, Metazoa, Chordata, Actinopteri, Centrarchiformes, Centrarchidae. Gene Ontology annotation, biological process: response to oxidative stress; regulation of transcription by RNA polymerase II. Gene Ontology annotation, cellular component: nucleus.
UCGGAGCACCACAGCGGAAAUAUUAACCCUACUAAACACUAUAGAGGUGGGGGUCGCUGACGUUUCUAAUACAGUCAUAAACACUGUUGUGUUUUGCACUUUGGUUUGAGACCUUUGACCUUAUCACUCUUUUAAUUCCACCUGCACAAACAUCUUGGACUCUGAAGCUCCUUUGAGAAUGAAACGCACCAAAGCACUUUCGGAGCCCUGGCUAUGACUCCACCCGUGCACUCAGACAUGUAUGUCGCCAAGCUAAGAGAAGGUGGAAGAAAGAUAAACUUAGUGUCACAUGAAAUCCUAUAGCAGUAUCUGUCUGACCAUCAGAGUGCUGUAAAAUAUGCAAAAUCUGAUUUUAUUUCUAACUUGGUCAACAACUGUCACAGGCCUCAGGUUCUUUUUAAUACACCCUUACAAAUCCCUGUAAUUCUGCUCCUAUCAUACCUACAUUGGACCUCUGUGACUCUUUUCUAAAAUUCUUUGUUGAAAAGAUUUUUGCCCUUCGAUCUUCUGUAACCACAUCCUCUGACCAUGAUCCCUCUGUUCCUCCUAUGUGCCUUGCAGUCCUGGAUCAGUUUGAGCCUAUAUCAAUCUCUUCCCUAUCAAAAAUGGUUGUCCAUCAUUGCGCCCCACGAAUUGUCCUUCAGACAGAAUUCCCUCUCGUCUGAUUAGGGAAAUCUUUGACACCACUGGACCAUGUAUUUUGUUAUUGAUAAAUACCUGUCUUUUCUCUGGUUAUGUUCCGUCCACCUUUAAACACGCUGUUGUGCAGCCCCUGUUGGAAAAGGAAAAUCUUGACCCCUCUGUACUUUCUAAAUUCAGGCCCAUCUCUAAACUGUCUUUCUUAUCUAAAGUCCUGGAGAAAGUAGUUUUUACCCAGCUGCAAACAUUUCUAAUUAAUUAUAAUGUUUAUGAAAAGUUCCAGUCCGGUUUCAAACCCUGUCACAGCACUGAAAAUGCACUUUUUUUUAAUGACUUGAUUUUAACUGUUGAUUCAGAAGUCUUUGCCGUCCUAGUGCUCUGAGACCUCACUGCUGCCUUUGGUUAUGUGUUUCUCUUCGACUUGCUUAUGUGCUUGUUUUGCUCCAAGAUCAUCACCAUUGACGAGGCUAAGCGUAGGCAGAGCUUUGGCAGCUGCGAUGGAGACCUGGCUGUGGAAGCACUGCCCGUGCUCAGUGACACCAGUGACCUACUGCAGGACACACACAUUGAGAAGCUUGCCUGUCGCUUGCCAGCCCGUGUGCAGGUACCCUGGAGACUGGCCUACAGCAGUGAACAUGGGACCAGCCUGAAGACUCUGUACAGGAGCCUGGCAGACUUGGAGUCUGUUCUGGUGGUGAAAGACAUGGAUAACCAGAUAUUUGGGGCAUUCUCGACUCAUCCCUUCAGAGUGAGUGAACACUGCUACGGCACAGGAGAGACAUUCCUCUACAGCUUCUGUCCUGAGAUCAAGGUGUACCGCUGGACAGGGGAGAAUUCUUACUUUGUGAAGGGAAAUGUUGAUUCUCUGCAGAUGGGAGGAGGAGGUGGUCAGCUGGGUCUGUGGCUGGACUCUCAGCUGUACCGGGGCACCACCACCAAAUGUGCCACCUUCAACAACCAGCCACUCUCCGCCCAGCAGGACUUCAACAUCCACAGCCUGGAAGUCUGGACCUUUGAGUAGGCUCACCUGCUCCAGCUCCGUCCACAUCCGCUCUCUGCUCCAAACCCUCAAACACCUCCCAAGUCUAUUACGCACCACUUGGAGGCAAACCUAGCUACCCCACAAUGACACUAAAUGUUCUGUGAGCGAAGUCAGAAAGCAACCUGUGCACUUGUUAAGUUGACUGAAGACAAUACGCAAGGUCUUCUGUAGCCUAUUUUGAGGUGGGGUUUGGCUCGUCUAGUUCAUCUCGUCCUUCCAAAGGCGGGAAGUGUGAGAAAAUGUUAUGGCUCUCAGUUCAUUGGCUGCCUCAGACACCCGACAACGCCUCCAGCUUUCCCAGCAUGCAAGACUGCCUUACCACCAUAAGCUUAUGAAGAGAGAGAGAGAGAGAGAGAGAAGAGAAAGGCUGCUGAUGUUAGUGUUGAUGUUAUAAACCCCAAAAAGAGCUUAUUUUUAAGUGUGUAUGAAAGAAUAAGGUGUCCCAUAAUGCUGUAGGUGUAUUUGUGCAGAGAUAAUGGUUAAUGUAAAUUAAAUGUUUAAGAAUGUACAGGAUUAUAAACUGAAGAGGUUUGAAAUGAUGGUGUAUCCUUUUCUUUUAUUAAAUGACGCAAUGAAUUCCAAAUGUGAAGGAAAUGAAAAUUGCCAGGGAGAUUUUUGGACCCUGCGACAUUAAAUUAAUUGUUUACAAUGGAAGUAUUGCAGAUCCUCUGAAGGCCGUCUCGUUCUCUUAUUUUUUGAGUUUUAGCUGAACUGAAUUAGGAUGUUUCAUUUCCUCAUAACUACAUAUAAUGUUUUAAUCCCCUGUACUAUCCAAAACAAGUGGUAAAGCCAGUACACAUUUGCAAUGACCAAAUAUG